This is a messenger RNA of Penicillium brevicompactum, 864 nucleotides long. Its product is annotated as cleavage and polyadenylation specificity factor subunit 5. Bases 1 to 864 code for a protein of 287 amino acids. NCBI's taxonomy places the organism in Eukaryota, Fungi, Ascomycota, Eurotiomycetes, Eurotiales, Aspergillaceae. Gene Ontology annotation, cellular component: mRNA cleavage factor complex. The record is from RefSeq and is a predicted model, not a curated record. The transcript has 4 exons. Gene Ontology annotation, molecular function: mRNA binding.
AUGCCGAGCCAGGAGACCGUGGGCCCGCAGAGCAGCCAUUUGCCGAUUGUGCCGCGUUCCUUCACGGCUCGUCAGCCAGAGACCCUCCGACUUUAUCCCCUUUCGAACUACACCUUUGGUACGAAGGAGAACCAGCCCGAGGAGGACAACUCUGUUGUGGAGCGAUUGAACCGCUUGGAACAGCAGUAUGAGGUUCAUGGCAUGCGCCGCACCUGCGAGGGCAUCCUGAUCUGCCAUGAGCACAGCGUUCCCCACGUUCUGAUGCUUCAGAUUGCUAAUGCCUUCUUCAAGCUGCCCGGUGACUACAUUCAGCCCGAGGAUGAGGAGAUCGAUGGAUUCAAGAAGCGCCUCAAUGAGCGCCUUGCUCCUACCGGUACCCAGUUUACUGGCGAAGGUGUCAAUGGUGACUGGGAGAUCAGCGAUUGUCUUGCUCAGUGGUGGCGACCCAACUUUGAGACCUUCAUGUAUCCUUUCGUUCCUGGCCACUGCACCCGCCCCAAGGAGUGCAAGAAGCUGUACUUGAUUCAGCUCCCCAAGAAGAAGGUUCUUUCCGUCCCCAAGAACAUGAAGCUCCUUGCUGUCCCUCUGUUUGAGCUCUAUGACAACAGCGCACGCUACGGUCCUCAGCUCUCGGCAAUUCCUCACCUUCUCUCGCGCUACAAUUUCGAAAUGGUGGACGAGGAAGACAAUGUAAUUGCCGUGACACCCUUGGCUAAGGAGUUGGACCCUCGUACCCAGGUCGUUGACAGCCAGGGCAGCUCCAACAAUGGUAGUGGCCAAACUGGCGGUGCUGACAAUGACACUGGCAUGACUGGUCUCGAUGAUCAGCAGGAAGGCCAGGCCAUUGAGUCCCACCAGGGAUAA